GGGAAGCCUGGCUUUUGGUGAGACGGUCUUCCCCUGCCCUCAGCCAGGCCCGAACUCCAUGCUUCUGUGGUUGCUGCUGCUGAUCCUGGCUCCCGGACAACAUCCAGCAGGAGCACUUCCAAAAGCUUUACUUCUCCUCAAACCUCCAUGGUCCACCGCCUUCAAAGGAGAGACAGUGACUCUCAUCUGUAAGGAUCACCAUCCUCUAGCCCAGGAAUCCAUAUCUUGGUAUCACAAUGGGCGUCACUUGGAAAACCAAUCUGAAAAAAUCAAAAUAAAAACAUCUGGAUAUUACAGUUGCAAGACCCAAAGAUCUUCCCUCAGCAACCCCGUGCAUGUGCAGUUUUUAACUGACUGGCUGAUCCUCCAGGCUUCACACCCUGUCUUUGAAGGAGAUCCAGUAGUUCUGAGAUGCCGAGGGAAAAAGGAAGAAGAAAUUAUGGAAAAAUCUUACUACAAAAAUAAAAAAAUAAUUCGAAGUCAUUAUAACUCAAACAUCACAGUAUAUCCACCCUUGGAUGAUGAUAGCACAUAUCAUUGUACUGCUUCUAGGGAAUCUUUUUGGAAUCUGUGGAUAGAAACUUCAAAUCCUUUAAAGAUCCAAGUUCAAGAGCUGUUUCCGAGUCCUGUGCUGACAGCCAGCCCCUCCCAGCCCAUUGAGGGGAGCCCUAUGACCCUGAAAUGUGAGACCUGGCUCCCUCCACAGAGGACACACAUUAGGCUUCAGUUUUGUUUCUUCAAAGAAAAUCAGCUUCUGGGGUUGGGCUGGAGCAACUCCCCGGAGUUCCAUAUCCCCACCAUGUGGAGUGAAGACUCUGUGGCCUACUGGUGCUUAGCAAGAACAACGACUUCCAGGAUCAUGAAAACAAGCCCAAGAUCCCAGAUACAUGUUCAAAGGAUUCCUGUGUCUGAUGUGAAUCUAGAGACUGAGCCCCCUGUGGGCCAGCUGAUUGAAGGAGAAGAUCUGGUCCUUAUCUGCUCAGCAGCUGAGGGAACAGGGACUGUCAUGUUCUCCUGGCACCGGGAGGGCUUGGAAAGGAGUUUGGGCAGGAAGACCCGGCGCGCCCUGUCUGCCGAGCUGCGGAUAGCCUCCAUGAGGGAGCAGAAUGCCGGGAGGUACUACUGUGCGGCCGACAACAUGGACGGCCCCAUCCUCAGUAAACGGAUCAGAAUCACGCUGAGAAUUCCAGUGUCCCGCCCCGUCCUAACUGUCAGGAUGCCCUGGGCCCAGGCCGUGGAGGGGCACGUGGUGGAGCUUCUCUGUGAGGCCCAGAGGGGCUCUCCUCCAAUUCUGUACCGGUUUUACCAUGAGGGGGACGCCCUGGGGAACAGCUUGGCCCCCUCUGGAGGAGGAGCAUCAUUCAACCUCUCUCUGACCGCAAAACAUUCUGGAAACUACUCCUGUGAGGCCAACAACAGCCUAGGAGUUCAGCGCAGUGAGGUGGUGUCACUCAGCGUCAUGGUUCCAGUGUCUCGCCCUGUCUUCACCCUCAACCCUGCUGUGGCCCAGAUCAUGGUGGGAGAUGUGUUAGAACUUCGCUGCGAGGUCCAGAGGGGUUCUCCCCCAAUCUUAUACUGGUUUUAUCAUGAGGAUGUCAUCCUGGGGAACACCUCAGCCCCCUUUGGAGGAGGAGCAUCUUUUAACCUCUCUCUGACCACAGAACAUUCUGGAAACUACUCCUGUGGGGCUGACAAUGGCCUGGGGGCCCAGCGCAGUGAGGCGGUGUCACUCAACGUCACAGGGCUUUCCAUGAACAAGGUAACCCAUAUCACUGUGGGAGUCUUCGGGUGGUUGCUAAGCAUGCUUGGCCUAGCUGCUACUGCUGCUCUGGUUGGUCGCUUCAGGUCCCAAAGGAAAUCAGGAGGAGCUGCUGCCCCUGGGGCACACAGGAGCAAUCCCAAUGAGCAUCAGAAGUCUUCCUGGUCCGGACCCUCCCGAACAGGCCCCCAGUGGCCCACCCACUCUGAGCCGUCAUCCCUAAUGGAGCUGCAGCCCGUGUACAGCAACGUGAGUCCUGGCGAUGACAACCUGGUUUAUUCCAAGAUUCAGAGUGGCCAGCACAGAGAAAGAUGUCCAGCACAUUCAGCAAGGACACAGCAGAAGGCUGAGGAACCUGUAGUCAUCUACUCCGAGGUGAAGAAGGCACACCCAGAUGGCCCUGCAGGGGAGAACCAGGAGGCUGCUGAAGACGGCUAUGAGAAUGUCCCAUGCAUGUCGUUGGCUUUGGUCUACUAGCCCCAUACCCUGAGCGGCCAACAGAUACUUUCUCCUCAUUCUCUGCAGCCACUCACCUUCCAUCUGGGAGGUUGGAUGAGAGGUCCAUCCCACUCCUGCAUUUCUGAGUUUGGGUGUCAUAUGGGAACAGAAUGAGCACCAUUUCAGUAAAUGCUGCACGUUUUCACAGUAGAGACACAUGUGAAGGCAGGACACCUGAGCUUUCACCUCCUGGGCCCGUGGAGCAGAGGAGGAAGGAUGAGUCUAGCCAGGAUCCUGAGGGCACAAUCAUGGCCAUGUGCUCUGAGCGUGAUUGAGAGCUCUCAAUACACCAUCUCUGCAUAGACAA
Messenger RNA from Hyaena hyaena (striped hyena), 2564 nucleotides. RefSeq names its product Fc receptor like 3 (gene FCRL3). Bases 59 to 2236 code for a protein of 725 amino acids. NCBI's taxonomy places the organism in Eukaryota, Metazoa, Chordata, Mammalia, Carnivora, Hyaenidae. The transcript has 14 exons. Gene Ontology annotation, biological process: cell surface receptor signaling pathway. Gene Ontology annotation, molecular function: transmembrane signaling receptor activity. The record is from RefSeq and is a predicted model, not a curated record.